AUGGGUGUUGGCAAGAAGCAUAGGUACAUGUACUGUGAGAGAGCUGCCAAAGGUCAAAGAGAUCGGUCUGGUCGAUUCUAUGCAGUUGAUACUCUUCUGUAUGAAGUACUGGACAGGACGCACUGCUCCCAGGAUCCAGACAAAUUCAGUUUUCUGGACCACUUGUAUGUUGAUGGAGGAAACGAUACCCCAGCAGAGAUCAUGGCGGCUCAAAGAACUAGACCAAGAACCAACCGUCAGAGCAACAAUGAUAGCAACAAUGAUGGCAGUCACACAAGGCAAAGACAAAGAGGGACAGCAAAAUCCAAAAGGAUCAGCUGA
Seminavis robusta is the source of this 321-nucleotide messenger RNA. The record is from the annotation of a GenBank genome assembly. Lineage: Eukaryota; Bacillariophyta; Bacillariophyceae; Naviculales; Naviculaceae.